GCGUAUUAAAGGGGAGUGUUGGGGCGGGCGGCUUGGCCCUGGCAGCGUCCCUGCAGCAUGGCGGGGCCAGGGGGUGAAGGGGACCUGCGACACCUGCUGAAGCUGCACCGCACCGAGAUCGCCAUGGCGGUGGACGAUGUCUUCCCGCUGCUGCACGGCCUGGCCGACCACGACAUCGUCCCUGAGCACAUCUUCAAGGAGACGCUGAGCCGGACGGAGCAGGAGGGCUCCCACCGUGCUUUCCACGCACUGCUCACCUGGCUGCUGGGCCGCGACGCUGCUGCCAUCCAUGACUUCUGGGCCGUCCUCUUCAAGGACUACAACCUGGAGCGGUACACCAGGCUCCGGCCCCUCCGUGGCGCCUUCCCCAGAGAGGUGGAACUGGGGCGGCAGCGCCGCAGCAGGCGCCUGUCCCCCAGCCCCAUGGCACCGGCUCCACACAGACCCCAAGGCAAGAGGAAAGCCCCCGAGGAGUGGGACGGCGGACGGGCGGUGCAGCCCUCCCCGCGGCACACCACCAGCCCCGGUCCUCACAACCCUGCAGGGCCCCUGGCAAAGGCGAGAACCCUGAAGAAGCCGGAGAGCACAGAUGCUCCCCACACCCCUCGUGCUGGUGCCCUGCAGGCAGUGGCCACCUCAGUGCAGAGAGCAGUGGCCGUGGCCGGCAGUGAGGUGCCCGUCACCCGUGGAGCCGUCGAGGGCAUCCUCAUCAAACACAUGCUGGAGCCAGGCAGCUCCAAGAUGGGCAGCAAAGCUGGGGACGAGCCAUACGCCCUGGCCGCCUGCGAGGAGCCGGGGGCCAGGAGCAGAAGCCGCAGCCUGAAGCCCCCCACCCGGCCCAAGGCAUCCCAAAGUCUGCCUCGUGGCAAGGGAAUUAUCCCUGCCUGGCAGCACGGCCAUGGUCUGGGGGUGCCCCCCGUGCCCGGCUGUCCCAGCAGCUUCCCCCCAACCCCUCUCUUGUCUCACCGGCAGAGUGGGGAGCCCCAACCACUCCCCCAGAGCCAGCUGUCAGCACCCACCGUGCCCAGCCAGGACCCCGUGCCCCACCAGUGGGUGCGCCGGGGGCCAUCAGGGCGUCCCUGGCACAUCUCUUUGGCCUGGCCAAGAACAGGCAAGCCACAGUCACCAGGCUACAACUGCCCAAAACCAGGCAAUUCCUGCCCUGAAAGGGGUUGGUUUGAGUGGUGCGGGGUGAAUGACGCAGGGGGAGAGGGUGACGGGGUUGAACAGACUAUGGGGUCCCCUGCCAGCAUGAGCCCUGCCACAGCCAGCAUUGCAGCCUGCAGGAGGGGUGGUGGCAGUGACCCCCCCCCGCCUGCUCCCCCGGGGCAGGAAAACGAGGAUGAGUGUGCAGCGUGCGGUGAUGGUGGUGAGCUCAUCUGCUGCGAUGGCUGCCCCAGGGCUUUCCACCUUGCCUGCCUGGUGCCCCCGCUGCCACGUGUCCCCAGCGGGACGUGGCGGUGCGGCUCCUGUGUGGCGAGCAUGGCUGAGCCAGGCCAGCUGCGGGAGGUGGAUGCGGAGCGACUCCCCAAGAUCCCGGGGGAGGAGGCGUGCAGCACCCGGCAGAGCGGAGGAGAUGGGAGCAUCUGCGGCCGCUGCUUCACCCAGAUCCCUGCAUCCCAACACUGCCCCACGCCCAGUGGGGACUCCGGGGUGCUGCUGCUCUGCACGUCCUGCACCAGCAGCCGGGACACAGACAGACUGGAGAGAACUGGGGCGACCGGAGACCACUCAAUACGGGCAGCAAAGGUCAGUACAACCAGAGCCUGGCCCCGGAGAAGCGAAAGGGGCCAGGCAGAGGAAGUCUCCCAUGGCAGCGAGCCGGUGCUGAGCAGGGACGAGCUCGAUGCGCUCCUGGGUGAGGGUACCUGGGACGGGAUCCUGCAGUGGGCGUUCCAGAGCAUGUCGCGGCCCCUCGCAGACACCCAUGGGCUCUUCAACUAG
Harpia harpyja (harpy eagle) is the source of this 1944-nucleotide messenger RNA. It is a transcript of the gene AIRE, whose product is annotated as autoimmune regulator. Bases 58 to 1944 code for a protein of 628 amino acids. Gene Ontology annotation, cellular component: nucleus; cytoplasm. The record is from RefSeq and is a predicted model, not a curated record. Lineage: Eukaryota; Metazoa; Chordata; Aves; Accipitriformes; Accipitridae. Gene Ontology annotation, biological process: regulation of transcription by RNA polymerase II; humoral immune response. Gene Ontology annotation, molecular function: DNA-binding transcription factor activity, RNA polymerase II-specific; DNA binding; translation regulator activity. The transcript is spliced from 12 exons.